Carassius gibelio (silver crucian carp) is the source of this 2800-nucleotide messenger RNA. Its product is annotated as neuromedin-K receptor. Gene Ontology annotation, molecular function: tachykinin receptor activity. NCBI's taxonomy places the organism in Eukaryota, Metazoa, Chordata, Actinopteri, Cypriniformes, Cyprinidae. The transcript has 5 exons. Gene Ontology annotation, cellular component: sperm midpiece; plasma membrane. The coding region runs from base 60 to 1253 and encodes 397 amino acids. Gene Ontology annotation, biological process: G protein-coupled receptor signaling pathway; positive regulation of flagellated sperm motility. The record is from RefSeq and is a predicted model, not a curated record.
ACACACACACACACACACACACACAGAGAGACAGACAGGUGUCUUCUUCACAGCGAAUCAUGUCCUCGUCGAGAAACUCCUCAAACUUCACCCACACCAACAGGUUCGCGCAGCCUCCGUGGCGCGUGGCGCUCUGGUCGCUCGCGUUCGCGCUGGUUCUGCUGGUGGCCGUCACCGGGAACCUGAUCGUCAUCUGGAUCAUCGUGGCGCACAAGAGGAUGAGGACCGUAACCAACUACUUUCUGCUCAACCUCGCGGCGUCUGACGUGUGCGUGGCUGCGCUCAACGCGCUGGUGAACUUCGUGUACGGCGCGCACGGAGACUGGUACUUCAGCAGCGCGUACUGCCGCUUCCAGAACUUCUACCCGGUGACCGCGGUGUUCGCCAGCAUCUACUCCAUGAGCGCCAUCGCCUUGGACAGGUACAUGGCGAUCAUCCACCCGAUGAAGCCACGCCUCUCAGCAUCGGCCACGAAAGGCGUGAUCGCAUGCGUGUGGAUUCUGGCUGCGUUCCUGGCGUUCCCACUCUGCUUCUAUUCCAUAACUGAAGUGAGGCCGCACAGGACGGUGUGCUACGUGUCCUGGCCGCGGCGCGACGCAGACGCAUUCAUAUAUCACGUGAUCGUGGCCGUGCUGGUGUAUCUUCUGCCUCUGGUGCUCAUGGCUGCCACCUACAGCAGGGUCGGACUCACUCUGUGGGGCGGAGGAUUUCCAGGACAUUCCUCAGAAAACUUCCAGGGUCACCUGCAGGCCAAGAGAAAGGUUGUGAAGAUGAUGGUGAUCGUGGUGGUAACAUUUGCCAUCUGUUGGCUUCCAUAUCAUGUGUAUUUCAUUGUAACGAGCUUCAACCAGAAGCUGAAGAAGAUCAAGUCGAUCCAGCAGGUGUAUCUGUCAGUGCUGUGGCUCUCCAUGAGCUCCUCCAUGUACAACCCCAUCAUCUACUGCUGCCUCAACAGCAGGUUCCGCGCAGGCUUCAAACAGGUGUUUCGCUGGUGUCCCUUCAUUCACGUGUCAGACAGUGAUGAGCUGGAGCUCCAGAUCACUCACUUCCAGCAGAACCGCCAGAGCAGCCUGUACACGGUCACGCGUGUGGAGUCCUGCCCCGACGCGAGCGCUAACCCCAGCAGACGCAAGAGCUCCAGCACCAGCCACCGCAGCAGCCUCAUGGGCCAAUCACGGCCCUCCGCACGACCCUCGCUCAACGGGGGUCUCCAUGUUAACCCCGCGAGCCCCGGCGAGAAGGAGCUCAGCUGAGAGGAGACGGCGGCACAGAAACUAAAGGACGUGCUCCUCCGUCAGACAGCUUCACCUGCACCAGCUAUGUGUUCUUCAGCCCAUAUAUAAAAUAACUUGCCACAUAUAUGAAACUGAACACUUGGAGGACACACACCGCCCCACCUGCUGAUGUUUGGGUUGUUAAACUUUAUUUGAUUGUCUCCUUUAGACAACCAUAAUAAACUUUGCAACUAAAUGUCAACUAACAGUCAUUAGAGUAUUAGUAGACUGUUAGGUUAUGGUUAGUAGAAUAAGUUAUGGUUAGGUUAGGACAUGUGCUUGCAAAGUUACUUAUAAUCAAUGGAAUGGCGUUGCAGUUGCAAAGUUACAUAUAAUCAACAGAGUGUUUAAAGGUGACCAUCACAGUAAAAUGUUAGGGUUAACAGGGUUAGGGUUAGGGUUAGGGUUGAGAUGUAAUGGGCUUUAAUGCUGCUACAGAUUCAGAAUUCAGUGAAGUAACUGUAUUUACGUUACAUUUUCAGGCAUCAUAAUUCAGAUGAUAGAAAGGUGAUCAUAUUUUGAGUUCUUCACUCAUGUUGAGCACACUGUCGGGCAGCUGCACGCAUGUCCUCUCGUUCUGUAGCUGUGUUCCAGUUCAGAGACUGCCUUUGAACAAACGAAUGCUUCAGAUGUGGAGUUUUUCUGGGCCACGAAGGAUAUAUCAGAUGGGUCCUUCACAGCACAGAUUAUCCUAAGAUUCAUUGUGCAGCAGUUUGUUUAGGCUUGUAAAGGUGCACUAUGUAAUAUUACAGCUAGCAGUUAAAAUGCCUCCCUUCUCCUCAGACUAGCCUUACUCUGUAAGUUGAUGAGUUGAUUUGUCCCCGUUUUAAUAUUCCUCUGCUCAUAGAGCUUUUUAGAUUAGUUUGGGUAGAAUCUAUCUCUGACUCUGUUCAUUUGCUCUCUUCUGUGGCUGCAAUACGCUCUGUUUUCCACCAACUGGCAGCCUGGACUAUUGAAAUACUAUUGGGUGCCACUGGGCUGUGGGCGGGGUCACACAGUAGAAUAACUGGCUGUAUGUUAAUUUAGCAUGUUUCCCUACAUUUUAUGGUAUUUUUUUGCUUUAAUACAGUCAUAAAAAUUACAUACAGCACUUUUAAGUGCAAGUAUUUGGUUUUAACUUAAUAGAAUAGAAUAUUUAAAAAUGUUGCUGUAAUGUAUUACUAAGAUGCAAUUUUAUAGAUUAUUUAUCCUUUAUUAUGUAGAAAAGUGGAUAAAGGUGAGCAUAUUUAGACAAGUAGUGAACUGUUUUGUUUUCAGUCCAGUUGUCUGUCAGUGAGCUGACAAGAGCAAUCCUAUUAGUUUAACAGCACUGGGUUUGACCUUCGUGGCCUUUGAAGGAUGCAGACUCUGAAUUGGGACACAGUUUGUUUCAUUGGUCGGUUCACAUGGUAAGAUGUUGUGUUAUAGUCUAAACCACCAAUCAUACACUCCUGUGGCAUGUUGUUUUUGUAGGUUUGUGUCAUCAGCCGUAUGUCCAUAACCAGCAGUAUAACGAUAAUAAUAAAGUGUUGCUCUUCAGCCAUGUG